Messenger RNA from Cylicocyclus nassatus, 648 nucleotides. Lineage: Eukaryota; Metazoa; Nematoda; Chromadorea; Rhabditida; Strongylidae. The record is from the annotation of a GenBank genome assembly.
AUGAGAACAUUUUUGAAACUUUUGAUUUUUGCACUCGGAGCGCAUGCUAUCACUUUAUUCACAUCGACUAGUGGUGAGACUUUCACGGGCAGAUGGAUAGUGCUGGAUGCCAGCUCGAAAUUGACUUGCUUCUACGAGACUCUUGAAAAAGACAUGAAUAUAAAAUUAGAUGUUAGCCCUACAAUAGAGGAAAAAACCUAUCUUACAAUGCGAUUGACUUCUCCUACGGGAAAAUUUACUGAUGUUGAUGCUGGUGAAGGGGGUGCAAGGCUGGAGCACAAUACAACAGAAGAUGGUGACUACGAGAUAUGUUUCACUUCAUCUCAUUACACAAGAAUAGGUCUCCACAUAUUCUUUCAUCAUCCACACAAAUACCAAAAAGCAUUAAGAGAAUUUCUUCAACUUCACGCGCUUAGCGCGAAUAUAACGGACUCCAUGCAUACGCUUUCCGAACGAACAAUGAACAUCUACGAUCACAUCAGAACCUACAACAAGGUAUCAUUUCGAGAUCAAGCAAUGCAAGCGUCAAAUUCAUACUACAUCAAAGCAUAUGUGAUCAUAUUCUGUAUCACAAAUGUUAUCGUUGGCGUAGUACAAGUGGCCAUCUUUCAUAGAAUGUUUAGCACUGACAAGAAAAUUCGUGUCUGA